AUGUCCCGCAAGCGAAAGCAAGAUGAAGAGCUUGUUUCUCUCCCCAGUGAUGACGAGGAGGAAGAAGAAUAUGUGAGCGACGAGGAUGAAGAGGAGCACGACGACGAUGGCGAAGAGGAAGAAGAAGAAGAGGAAGAUGCAGAGGAGAACGGCGAUGAUGCUGGCGAGAAUGGCACGACCGACCAUGCCCCUCCAAGCAAGAAACAAAAGACAGAUGUCGCUUCGGAUGAAAAGGCGCCCACUAAGGAUGCCGACGACGAAGACGCCGAAGAGGAGAAUGGCGACGACGCCGCUGAGGAGGAGAACGGUGAGAAUGGCGAGGAGGCCGAAGAUGAUGACGAUGCUGCCGAGGACGCCGCGGAUGAUGUUCCAGCCAAGGGUACUCCUGUCAAUGUCUCCAAAGGAGCUGCCGAGGACGGAGACUCGUACGCUGAAGUCGCGGCGGCCGGUGGCGACGAUGACAAGGCGGAUUAG
Pyricularia pennisetigena is the source of this 474-nucleotide messenger RNA. RefSeq lists its product as uncharacterized. The transcript has 3 exons. Lineage: Eukaryota; Fungi; Ascomycota; Sordariomycetes; Magnaporthales; Pyriculariaceae. The record is from RefSeq and is a predicted model, not a curated record. Bases 1 to 474 code for a protein of 157 amino acids.